This is a messenger RNA of Drosophila ficusphila, 1268 nucleotides long. Its product is annotated as cathepsin D. Gene Ontology annotation, biological process: proteolysis; cell death. The record is from RefSeq and is a predicted model, not a curated record. Gene Ontology annotation, molecular function: aspartic-type endopeptidase activity. Gene Ontology annotation, cellular component: lysosome. The transcript has a single exon. Bases 1 to 1134 code for a protein of 377 amino acids. Lineage: Eukaryota; Metazoa; Arthropoda; Insecta; Diptera; Drosophilidae.
AUGCUUCGAGCUGUGUUUAUUUUACUCGCGCUUUCAUUUGUAACCUUUGCUAGUAAAAAAGUACUGAAAGUGCCGCUUUAUGUCAGGCAAAAAAUCAAUGGAAGUGAGCAGCUCUUUGCCAAAAAUUCAACUAGAGGAAGUAAACCACUUCUUGUGGCUCUGCAGACUCACAAAAAUCUGGAAUACUAUGGGAACAUUUCAAUGGGAACCCCGAGGCAAAACUUCAGUGUGAUUUUCGACACGGGAUCUUCGAACACCUGGUUGCCUUCAACCAAUUGCCCGAAAAGUAAUUCCGCUUGUCAGAAUCACCGAAGAUAUGACUCCUCCAGAUCGAGCAGCUAUAUCCCCGAUGGACGUAACUUUAGCUUGCAUUACGGAUCUGGUAGAGUGGUUGGUUAUCUCUCAAAGGACACUUUGCACUUUGCUGGAGCUGAUUUAACUGGACUAAUUUUCGGAGAGAGUUUGUACCUUCAACACUUUGCCUUUAAUUCAGUGAAAUUCGAUGGACUGGUGGGCUUGGGCCUCGGGGUUUUAGCCUGGGCCAACACGAAACCUUUUUUGACACUUUUAUGCGAAAAGCGUUUAGUUGAUGACUGCAUAUUUUCGGUUUACCUCCGAAGCCAUUUGUCAAAACUUCCGGGAGGGGAAAUAAUCUUCGGUGGCUUUGACAAAACCAAGUUUGAAGGGAAACUUCAUUAUGUGCCGAUCAGCCGUUCGAAUUCUUGGAGCCUGGAAAUAACCAACACAACCGUAGAAAGUAAACAAAUUGGCGGGAAAAGCAAUGCUAUUUUGGACACUGGCACUUCGCUGGUCUUAAUGCCCCAAGAAACUUACUAUAAUCUGUUAAGAGCCUUAUCGACUCGACUGCAAAUUGGCUAUAAUGUGUUAACCUGCAGGAGAGAAUCUUUGCCUAAUAUUAAUAUUGUCAUCGGAGGCAAGGUUUUUCCCCUAACACCAAACGAUUAUCUGAGGGAGUUGACAGUGGAUCGUAAAAAGAUUUGUCUGCUGGCCAUUGCUCCCAUUAAAAUGCCAUUUUGGGUGCUUGGGGAUGUCUUUCUGGGAAGGUACUAUACGGUUUACGAUGCCACAGCAAAGAAAAUUGGAUUGGCUAAGUCGGUGCAAGGUAGUGGCUAAAAAAAUACUUUGGCCUGAUUAAAAGAUAAUUAAAUGAGAUAAGAGCUAUGUUUAUCGUAUGCAUGUUAAGUCAAAUAUGUGCUAAAAGUGAGAGUGGCUCUGUUGAAAUACAAACAUUGUUUUAUAAAGUAUAA